ACCCUAGCGUUCUUUACCAGCGGCUCAUUUUCCCUUCUGGCUCUAAGGUUUUCUUGGACGAGUUGAGAAUGAAGGUGAUAGCUGCCUAUUUGCUUGCCGUAUUGGGAGGGAACCUUAGCCCUUCUGCCGCUGAUCUGAAGGAUAUUCUCGGAUCUGUUGGAGCUGAGGCUGAUGAUGAUAGGAUAGAGUUGUUAUUGUCCCAAGUCAAAGGCAAAGAUAUCACCGAACUAAUUGCAUCUGGAAGGGAGAAGUUGGCUUCAGUUCCUUCAGGUGGUGGUGGUGCUGCCGUUGCUGCUCCUACAUCUGGUGGCGGUGGUGGCAGUGCUGCACCGGCCGCUGAGGCCAAGAAAGAGGAGAAGGUCGAAGAGAAGGAAGAGUCGGAUGAUGAUAUGGGUUUCAGUCUCUUUGAUUAAGCAAGUAAUGCAAAAUAUCAAGGCUUCUCUUAUGCAGCUGUUACUUCAAUUUUAAGCGGUAUAUUGUUUGGUGUGUUUGUGACCUCUGUAGUUGGACAUUGUUCUCUGAUCUUUUAAGUUUGAGUUUUCUUUGGAAAAUGUAGUUUAAGAAAACUAACAAUUCAGUUGAAAUUUUGAAUUUUUGGAUUAAAGCAAGUUAUGAUCUAUAUGUUUUAU
Messenger RNA from Hibiscus syriacus, 629 nucleotides. RefSeq names its product 60S acidic ribosomal protein P2-1-like. Bases 69 to 413 code for a protein of 114 amino acids. Gene Ontology annotation, biological process: cytoplasmic translational elongation. Gene Ontology annotation, molecular function: structural constituent of ribosome. The transcript is spliced from 3 exons. The record is from RefSeq and is a predicted model, not a curated record. Gene Ontology annotation, cellular component: cytosolic large ribosomal subunit; ribosome. Lineage: Eukaryota; Viridiplantae; Streptophyta; Magnoliopsida; Malvales; Malvaceae.